Messenger RNA from Phalaenopsis equestris, 2039 nucleotides. Its product is annotated as S-adenosyl-L-methionine-dependent tRNA 4-demethylwyosine synthase. Gene Ontology annotation, biological process: wybutosine biosynthetic process. Gene Ontology annotation, molecular function: FMN binding; 4 iron, 4 sulfur cluster binding; catalytic activity. The record is from RefSeq and is a predicted model, not a curated record. Bases 90 to 2039 code for a protein of 649 amino acids. The transcript has 8 exons. NCBI's taxonomy places the organism in Eukaryota, Viridiplantae, Streptophyta, Magnoliopsida, Asparagales, Orchidaceae.
AGCCUCUCCUUAAUCUGGCCACAAUGCUCGAAGUAGAUUCCCGUGAAUAUCGUCCAAUAGAAGAAUCGAUCUGAACUACAAUAUUCAAUAUGACCAUCAUCUCCGGUGCCGCUCCCGCUCCCGCUCCCGGAGCCCGCUUCGCCCUCGUGGCUCUUCUUUCCUUUUCCGCUUUCUGCCUCUGGAAAUCCUACAGUCUCCGUCACCGGCGCCGCAACCGCACACCCUCCUUAACUUUUCCAAACCCUAACCCUAAGCCUAAACCUAACCAACCAGCAAAAAUCUUCUUCGCCUCGCAGACUGGUACUUCGGAGUUUCUCGCCCGUCGCCUCGCUACCCGCCUCUCCGCAUGCGGCAUAGCGGUCGACAUUGUCGAUCCCCGAGAUUACGAGCCAGAAGACCUGCCCAAGGAAACGGUAGUCCUCAUUGUCGCCUCCACAUGGGAAAACGGCGAGCCUCCCCCCAACGCUGCGUUUCUCGCCCGAUGGCUUGCAGAAAGCGCCGCCGACUUCCGUGUUGGAUCCCUGAUGCUCACCCGUUGCCAGUUCGCGGUGUUUGGGGUUGGGUCUCGGUCGUACGGCUCGACCUUCAACGCUGCUGCGCUAGACUUUACGCGGUGGAUGAAGGAACUGGGCGCUGCGGAGAUGAUGCCAUUGUGGGAUGGGGAUGUGGACGGAGGGGGGCUUGAAAAGGAAUUCGAUUUGUGGAGUGAGGAAAUCUUGAGUUUCAUGAAGGGGGAAAGGAGAUUGGGUGAUGAAGCGAGGAGAGAUGAAGUUGAUGAGCUCGAAGAGGAUGUGGAGUUUGAUGAUGUUGAUGAGGUGGUUAUUGAGACUGUGGAGGAUGAUGUUGUUGAUUUGGAAGACAUUGCUGGAAAAGCACCGUCGAAAAAAACGAGUGGGGAGCUGGUCAAUGGUAACGGUGGGAUCAAGGAGAUGGUUACGCCAAUCAUUAGAAAAAACUUGGAGAAACAGGGAUACAAGAUUAUUGGUUCACAUAGUGGUGUUAAAAUUUGUAGAUGGACGAAGGCACAACUUCGAGGGCGCGGGGGCUGCUACAAGCACUCAUUUUAUGGGAUUGAGAGUCAUAGGUGCAUGGAAGCAACCCCAAGCUUAGCUUGUGCAAAUAAAUGUGUAUUUUGUUGGCGGCAUCAUACUAAUCCUGUGGGAAAAGAUUGGCGGUGGAAACUGGAUGACCCUCUCGUUAUUGUUGAUGCCGCCAUUGACCUGCAUGUUAAAAUGAUAAAGCAAAUGAAGGGUGUCCCAGGGGUUAAGGAGCAGCAUUUACUUGAAGGUCUAUCUCCCAGACACUGUGCAUUGUCUCUUGUUGGUGAGCCAAUCAUGUAUCCAGAGAUAAAUACACUUAUUGAGGAACUGCACCGCAGGCACAUAUCUACUUUUCUUGUUACAAAUGCUCAAUUUCCUGAUAGAAUAAAGAUGUUAAAACCUGUUACCCAGUUAUAUGUGAGCGUUGAUGCUGCAACAAAGGAGAGCUUGAAGGCAAUUGAUAGACCACUUUUUAGAGACUUUUGGGAGCGCUUUGUUGAUUCUCUAAAAGCUUUGCAAAGCAAACAGCAGAGAACAGUUUACCGUUUAACUCUAGUUAAAGGAUGGAAUGCUGAAGAAGUAGAGGCAUACGCUAACUUGCUAGGCCUCGGAGAACCAGAUUUCAUCGAGAUUAAGGGUGUCACAUACUGUGGCUCGACUGCCACAUCAAAGCUGACAAUGGAGAAUGUUCCCUGGCAUUCUGAUGUUAGAAAGUUCUCUGAAACUUUGGCCAUCAAAAGCAACGGCCUUUAUGACGUAGCAUGUGAGCAUGUUCAUUCUUGCUGUGUUCUUCUGGCAAAAGUUGGCAAGUUCAAAAUCAAUGGUUUGUGGCACACCUGGAUAGACUACGAAAGGUUUCAUGAUCUAGUGUCUUCAGGAAAGGCCUUCAGAACUGAAGACUACAUGGCUCUUACACCAUCUUGGGCCGUGUAUGGUGCAGAGGAAGGUGGAUUUGAUCCAAAUCAGUUUCGCUAUAAAAAAGAGCGUCUUAAAAACUAG